CGUACUUGAAAAUCUCCAAGGAUUUGUUUGUUCUUUAUUUGUAGAUGUUGAAUUGUGUCCUGCCCUGCUUAUUCUCAGAAAUUCUUUUGUAGUCUGUUGCAAGACACGGAGAUAAAGGACAUUGAAUACAACCGUGAGUGCCUGCCAAUGGCAUAAAUUCUUACUCAUUGCACCCCUUUGUCAAACAAUAUUAGUAAGUACUAAAGAAUGUGAACUCCUUCAGUAGUCUGUAUUCCAGCUUUUAAUAUCAUUUAGUCGCUGCUGGUUUCCCUUACCUUGACAUACGGAAACAUUUUAGGCUUUUAGAAACAACGUUUGGAUAGCCAUACGGAAGUUUAACUUGAAGACAGGAACAAUUUUUGAAGUCAUACAUCGAAAUAGAGCUGAUGGAAAAUCCAUUUUAUCAAGACGCACCUAGUCACGAAAUUGAUUUCUUUGGAAGUCAGGGGCAAAAGUCCUCUUUUGCUACGGCAGGCAAGCAGAUGGAAGAUUCAAUAUAUAUUGCUCCAAACAUCCCAGCGCCCGACUAUGAAAAUUCGAAAAGCAAUUAUUCUUGCUCGCUGAGUAGCAGAACUAUAGUGGAUAGUCACUUUGGGCAUGAGUAUAAUUCUCUGUGCUUCAAUUCUGAUUAUGAGACGCCACGGAAGGGGACGGCGGUGUAUGCAGAAAUACCAGAGCCCGAUUAUUAUGAUGAUACAGCGAGCGCUCCAAUUCCAAGCAAGAGCCCUUUCGGCAAUUUUUCUUAUAGUACCAUAAAUACCCCAGCACCUCUUAUUUCUUAUUAUAAAAGGUGCUCAAGCAAUGACAUUUUACCUGAUUCUCCAGAAAAUCAUGGAAUUGGAACGCUUCUCAUUAGAUCCUUAGUUACAAUCUGCAUUAUGGUUUGGAAAGUAUCCGCAGUAUGUCUUCUCACCGUUUCUAUCAUAAGAGUGUGUGAUAACGGUAUACAGUAUCUCUGGACCACAACUCAAGGACAUGUGAUCAUCUCGUUAACCAUAUUUUUAGUUUUAUCGUUCCUCCUUUAUAUGUUGAGAUCUUGCUGUAAGAGGAAUCGUACUGUCAAUCGAACACCAGUUUUCUUAUAAAUCUGUGAAACAUCUGUAAAUAAAGCCAAGUAACUAAUAAGUGUGUA
Molecule: messenger RNA, 1132 nt
Organism: Stegodyphus dumicola
Lineage: Eukaryota; Metazoa; Arthropoda; Arachnida; Araneae; Eresidae
Source: RefSeq, a predicted model, not a curated record